Molecule: messenger RNA, 770 nt
Organism: Rosa chinensis
Lineage: Eukaryota; Viridiplantae; Streptophyta; Magnoliopsida; Rosales; Rosaceae
Product: major strawberry allergen Fra a 1-3
Exons: 2
Coding region: 100-579 (159 amino acids)
Biological process (GO): defense response; abscisic acid-activated signaling pathway
Cellular component (GO): nucleus; cytoplasm
Molecular function (GO): protein phosphatase inhibitor activity; abscisic acid binding; signaling receptor activity
Source: RefSeq, a predicted model, not a curated record
CUCACACUUCCUCACACCAAUACCAUAUUAUUCUCUCCUAGCUUUCUUCAUAUUGUUGCCUUAUUCCUCUGAUCAUUUUCUAAGCUCUUUAUCAUCAUCAUGGGUGUGUUCACAUACGAAACCGAGUUCACCUCAGUCAUCCCACCACCUAAGUUGUUCAAGGCUUUCGUCCUUGAUGCCGACAACCUCAUCCCCAAGAUUGCCCCUCAGGCUGUGAAGAGUGCCGAAAUCGUUGAAGGAGAUGGAGGUGUUGGAACCAUCAAGAAGAUCCACCUUGGUGAAGGAAGUGAAUACAGCUAUGUGAAGCACAAGAUCGACGGAAUCGACAAAGACAACUUUGUGUACAACUACAGCAUCAUUGAAGGAGAUGCUAUCGGAGACAAGAUUGAGAAGAUCUCCUAUGAGAUUAAGUUGGUGGCAUCCAGCGGAGGUUCCAUAAUCAAGAGCACCAGUCACUACCACACCAAGGGUGAGGUCGAUAUCAAGGAAGAUCAUGUUAAGGCCGGAAAAGAUAGAGCCGCUGGUCUGUUCAAGAUCAUUGAGAACCAUCUCUUGGCCCAUCCCGAGGAAUACAACUAAAACUGUUGAUCUCUGUGAUCAGAGGCAACAACUAAAACUGUUCUUCAUAUCUCUCUGUUUAUUGGUGUGAUGGUGUGCCUUUCAUUUUCCCCUUUUCUCUUGUACCAAGCCAAAGCUUGCCUCUUUGGGGUACAACAAUGCUGUAUUUAAUUCCACUCUAAAUAAAUAAAACAAAAAUAAUUUGAAAUAAA